GAGAGGGAGUCCCCCCCACCCCCUAGUGGCGGCUGCAUGCGCCAUGACUCAAUAAGAGUGAAGCGGAGAGGAAGGAGAAGGACAGUGUUGUAGCAGAGCAAAGUCUUACCGGUUCUAAAGGACCGAACCCCACCCUGGGUCCCAGCUGAACCCCUCCCCCCAGGACCCCCCAACGUCUCCCCCCUUUUUCUGGCAUUGCCGUGCGUCCACUUCAAGCCAAGGAGUGAGAAGGAUGCCUGCCGGGAGCACGGAGAGGUCAAGAGGACGCCGGCAUGCGCUGCCGCUGGCGGACCCGGGCCGAGCGCCCCGCCGGACCCCGAUGCCGCUAAGGAUGCUGAUGCUGCUGAUACUGGCAGGCUGGGGGGGCGUGGUGAAGGCGUGCCCGGCGCCGUGCAGCUGCCUGGGGACGACUGUGGACUGCCACGGCCUCGGGAUCCAUGCUGUGCCCAAGAACAUCCCCAGAGGAACGGAGAGGCUGGAUCUGAACGGGAACAACCUGACACUGGUCACCAAAUCAGACCUGUCCGGGCUGAAACACCUGAGAGUUCUUCACCUGAUGGACAAUCAGAUCAGGGAGGUGGAGCGAGGAGCUCUGGAUGAUCUGAAGGUUCUAGAACGACUUCGCCUCAACAAGAAUCGACUGUCACAAAUCCCAGAACUUCUCUUUCAGAAGAAUGAGGCCUUGUCACGACUCGACCUGAGUGAGAACUGUAUCCAGGCCGUUCCCAGGAGAGCCUUCAGGGGAGCCCCAGACCUCAAAAACCUCCAGCUGGACAAGAACCACAUCAGCUGCAUCGAGGAGGGAGCCUUCCGGGCGCUGCGUUCACUGGAAGUCCUGACGCUGAACAACAACAACAUCAGCAGCAUCCCCGUCUCCAGUUUCAACCACAUGCCCAAACUACGCACCUUUCGCCUGCACUCCAACUCCCUGCGCUGUGACUGCCACCUGGCCUGGUUGUCUCCAUGGUUACGCCAGCGUCCGGCCUUGGGUCUCUACACGCAGUGCAGCUCGCCGCCGGCCCUCAGGGGCCUCAACCUGGCCGAGCUGCGCAAGGGCGACCUGGCCUGUUCAGGCCACGGCGGCAGCGCCUUCGUGCAGCCGUGCAGCCUGGCGUCGGGCUCGUGUCCGCCCAUGUGCUCGUGCGCCAACAACAUCGUGGACUGCAGGGGGCGGGGCCUCACUGCCAUCCCCGCCCACCUCCCGGAGGCCAUGACAGAGAUCAGAAACGGUAUUAAGUCGGUACCCCCGGGGGCCUUCACCUCCUACAAGAAGCUCCGGCGCAUAGACCUGAGCAACAACCAAAUAUCGGAGAUGGCUCCCGAUGCUUUUCAGGGCCUCAGAGCUCUCAACUCGCUGGUCCUGUACGGCAACAAGAUAACGGAGCUUCCCGCCGGCGUGCUGGACGGCCUGACCUCUCUGGAGCUGCUAUUGUUGAACGCCAACAAGAUCCGCUGCGUCAGGGCGUCUGCCUUCAAAGACCUGGAGAACUUGGCGCUGCUGUCGCUCUACGACAACAAGAUCCAGAGCCUGGCCAAGGGAACCUUCAGCUCUCUGCACAGCAUCCAGACUCUCCACCUGGCCCAGAACCCCUUCGUGUGCGACUGCAACGUCAAGUGGCUCGCAGACUUCCUGCGAUCCAACCCCAUCGAGACCAGCGGGGCCCGCUGUGCCAGCCCUCGCCGCCUAGCCAACAAACGCAUCGCGCAGAUCAAAAGCAGCAAGUUCCGAUGCUCGGCCAAGGAGCAGUACUACAUCCCAGGUGCGGAGGACCGCCGCCUGAGCUCGGACUGCAACAGCAAGCCGGUGUGUCCCAACAAGUGCCGCUGCGAGGCCAACGUGGUGGACUGCUCCAACCUGAGACUCACCAAGUUCCCAGAACAUCUGCCCCCCUCCACAGAGGAAGUGCGUCUCAACAACAACGACCUCUCGGUGCUGGAGGCCACCGGUGCCUUCAAGGGCCUGUCGCAGCUCAGGAAAAUCAAUCUGAGCAACAACAAGAUCUCAGAGAUCGAGGCCGGAGCCUUUGAUGGCGCCUCCUCGGUGACGGAGCUCCACCUGACCGCCAAUCACCUGGAGUCGGUCCGGGGAAACAUGUUCCGUGGCAUGCGAGGACUCCGCAUGCUGAUGUUGAGGAACAACAAGAUCCGGUGUCUCCACAACGGCAGCUUCACAGGCCUGACCAACGUGCGUCUCUUGUCUCUCUACGACAACCAGCUGAGCGCCAUCUUGCCUGGGACCUUUGACACGCUGCCCAACCUCUCCACUCUGAACCUCUUGGCCAAUCCUUUCAACUGCGACUGUCGCCUGUCCUGGUUCGGGGCGUGGCUUCGGAGCCGGCGAAUCGUGACCGGCAAUCCUCGCUGCCAAAGCCCCGCCUUCCUGCGGGAGAUCCCGCUGCAGGACGUGGCCGUGCCAGACUUCCGUUGCCAAGACCAUGGUUCAGGUGUGGAGGACAGCAGCUGCUCCCCGGGCCCACAGUGUCCCAGUGAGUGUGCCUGCAUGGACACUGUGGUGCGCUGCAGCAACAAGCACCUGCAGGUGCUGCCCAGAGGACUGCCACGCAACCUCAGCGAACUCUACCUGGACGGGAACCAGCUGACCCGCGUGCCCAAGGAGCUCGCCACCUUCAGGAACCUGCAGCUUGUAGAUUUGAGCAACAACAAAAUCAGCUCGCUGGCCGACAACUCCUUCGCCAACAUGAGCCAGUUAACCACCUUGAUCCUGAGUUACAAUUCCUUACGUUGUAUUCCUCCUCUGGCGCUGAGUGGUCUGCGCUCUCUCAGGCUGCUAUCUCUCCAUGGCAACGACAUCUCAGAGCUGCAACACGGCAUCUUCAGUGAUGUCACCUCCCUGUCUCACCUGGCCAUCGGCGCCAACCCCCUGUACUGCGACUGCCGCCUCCUCUGGCUGUCAGACUGGGUGAAGAGCGGCUACAAGGAGCCCGGCAUCGCACGCUGCGCCGCCCCGCCCGCCAUGGAGGGCAAGCUGCUCCUCACCACGCCCCCGGACCACUUCCUGUGCGCGGGUCCCGUGGAGGACCGGGUCCAGGCCAAGUGCAGCCCGUGUGUGUCCUCGCCCUGCCAGAACCUGGGACUGUGCCAGGAGGGCCACAUGCAGACCUACACCUGCACCUGCCAGGCCGGCUUCACGGGCCGAUACUGUGAGGCCCCGCUGGACGCCUGCGUCAGUGACCCCUGCACCAACGCAGGAAGUUGUCUCGCUGACGAGCAGACCGGCGGAUUCAGCUGUGCGUGCGCGCCGGGCUUCCACGGCACCUUCUGCGAGGUCAACGUGGACGACUGCCAGGACCACGGCUGCGAGAGCGGCGCCACCUGCGUGGACGGAGUGGGCAACUACACCUGCCUGUGCCCCCCCGGCCGCGCAGGUCUGUUCUGCGAGGAGGACGAAGACCUGUGCACGCCUGCCAGGAACCCCUGCCGGCAUCAGUCCACCUGCGUCGCCACCCCUACUGGACCCAGGUGUGUGUGCGUCCCAGGCUGGGUGGGGCCGGACUGCGGUAUCGACUACGACGAGUGUGUGGACCACCGCUGUCAAAACGGCGCGCAGUGUGAGGACCGGCUGGACGGAUACGUGUGUGUGUGUCCUCGGGGAUACAGCGGCGACGCCUGCGAGAUAGCCCCGCCUCCUCCGUCACCUUGCCAGCAGGCCCGCUGCCAGAACGGCGCCCCCUGCCAGGAGAGGGCGGGCGCGGCGGUCUGCCAGUGUCUGCCGGGCUUCGAGGGCACCAGCUGCGAGAAGCUGGUGGGCGUCAACUUCGUCAAGCCGGACUCGUACGUCCAACUGCAGGACGUGAAGAACUGGCCCCACGCCAACAUCACGCUGCAGGUGUCCACUGCGGAGGACAACGGCGUGUUGCUGUACAACGGGGACAACGAGCCCAUUGCCGUGGAGUUGCACCAAGGUCAUGUCAGGGUCACCUACGAUCCCGGGAACCAGGCCGCCGCCGCCAUCUACAGCUCGGAGACGGUCAAUGACGGCCGCUUCCACACAGUGGAGCUGCUGACCUUCCAGCAAAUGGUCAACCUGUCGGUGGACGGCGGCCAGCCCACCACGCUGGACAGUCGGGGGCGGAGCCAGGCGGCCAUGGUGGAGGCCCCCCUCUAUGUGGGAGGUAUGCCGGAGGAGGUGAUGCCCGCCUCGCUGUCUCUGUCCUCACCCGGCGCCAACGUGUCCAACGUGUCCAGCUUGCACGGAUGCAUCCGGAACCUGUACAUCAACCACGAGCUGCAGGACUUCACGCGCGGGCACAUGAAGGCGGGCGUGGUGCCAGGAUGCCAGGCCUGCAGGAAGAUCUUCUGUCUGCACGGCGUCUGCCAGCCCAACUCAGCGCAGGGACCUGAGUGUGUCUGCCAGUCUGGUUGGAGCGGGCCACACUGUGACCAGCCAAUCACAGGAGGCCACACUGGGGCAGUGGGCGUGGCCUCCACAGCGGCGGCAUGGUGGUGCAGAGGGGAGGUGGUGAGGGACUACCACCGCCUGCAGCACAACAACAUCCUCUGCCAGACCGCCAAAGCUUUCUCCUGGGUGGAGUGUCAGGGCCGCUGCCAGGGGGGGGCGGGGCCUGGGGCGGGGGCCACGCCCACUUGCUGCGCUCCUUUGAGACUCCGACGCCGACGCAUCAACUUCCUGUGUGACGACGGCAGCUCCCUCACGCAGGAAGUGGAGAAACCUGUGGAGUGUGGAUGCAAGUUGUGUGUCUAGCACAACAGCACACACACACACAGUUCAAACACACACAUAUUUACACACAGACAACAACACAUUUACUAACAUACGCACACGUACACAACUUAAUACAAACACACAUGUACAUUAACACACAGACACACACACUCAAACGUAAAAAACACACAAACAUACAAAACUGUUAAAACACACACAUGAACACAUACGCAGACAUUGCCCACACAUUUUAAAACACACACAAAGACACGCACACUUUAACACACACACACAAAUAUACACACACAUGUUAAAAUGUUAAAACACACACACAAACACACACAUUAACAGACAAACACACUCAAAUAAAUGUUAAAUCACACACAUUAAAACACACACAAACAUUAAAAAACACACAUAACAACAUGCACAAACUCAUUAACACACGCACAUGUUACACGUACACAAACAUUAAGAAUUAAAACACACACAAACAUACCAGUACUUUAACACACGCACAAAAACAAUUCAAACACACAUUAAUGCAAACACAAUAUUAAAACACACACAAACAUACACACACGUUAACACAUACAAACAUACACAUGUUAAAACACGUACACCUCACGCACAAAAAUGUGAAAUCACACACAUUAACACAUACACACACACACACACACACACAUUAAUACUCACAAAUGCACACAUUGAAACACACACGUAAACACACACACACAAACAGUUCAAACACACACGUAAACACACACACACACAAACAGUUCAAACACACACGUAAACACACACACACACACACAAACAGUUCAAACACACAUGUAAACACACAUAUGUUAAAACACACACAUGCUAAAAUGUUAAAACACACACAGAUAAACACACAUGCACACAAUAACACACACACAUAUUCAUACAAGCAGUUCAAACACACACACACAAACCCACAAACGUUAAAACACACACAGAUAAACACACAUGCACACAAUAACACACACACAUAUUCAUACAAGCAGUUCAAACACACACACACACAAACCCACAAACGUUAAAACACACACAGAAAAACACAGAUGCACACAAUAACACACACACAUAUUCAUACAAGCAGUUCAAACACACACACACAAAUCCACAAACGUUAAAACACACACAUGCUAAAAUGUUAAAACACACACAGGCAAACACACGCGCACACAGAAAUGUUAAAUCACACACACACACACACACACAUUAAUGCUCACAAACGCACACAUUGAAACACACAAACAGCUAAAACACACGUACACACACAUCAACACACAAAAACAGCUAAAACACACACACACAUUAACACACAAAACAGUUAAACACACACACAAAACCAUUAAAACACACAUAAAGACACACAUUAAUACACAAAAACAGUUAUAACACACACACACAAAACCUUUAAAACACACAAAGACACGCAUCAACGCACAAAAACAGUUAUAACACACACACAGAAAACUGUUAAAACACAAAGACACACAACACACAA
This is a messenger RNA of Nerophis ophidion (straightnose pipefish), 6218 nucleotides long. Its product is annotated as slit homolog 1 protein-like. The coding region runs from base 233 to 4723 and encodes 1496 amino acids. Gene Ontology annotation, molecular function: heparin binding; calcium ion binding; Roundabout binding. Gene Ontology annotation, biological process: negative chemotaxis; axon guidance. The record is from RefSeq and is a predicted model, not a curated record. NCBI's taxonomy places the organism in Eukaryota, Metazoa, Chordata, Actinopteri, Syngnathiformes, Syngnathidae. The transcript has 37 exons.